UAAAGCUCAGUGGAGGUGCGUCGCUUGAUAUAUUCACAUCGUGUGAUCAAAUAUUCCAAAUAAUAAAAAGAAUGCAACGUUGGGCAGGAAAGAUAGCCGUCGUGACCGGUUCCAGCUCGGGAAUCGGUGCGGCCAUAGUCAAAGAUUUGGCAAAGGCCGGAAUGGUGGUUGUUGGUUUGGCACGACGCGUCGAGCGCACGGAAGCGCUGAAAAACGAUUUACCGGAGGUGGCGAAAAAUCGACUUCAUGCGCUUAAAUGUGACAUUUCCAAGGAAGAUGAUGUACUGAAGACGUUUAAAUUGGUUGAAGAGAAGUUCGGAGGCGUUGAUGUGCUGAUCAACAACGCCGGCAUAGUUCGGCAAACAGAUUUAUUGGAAACUGAUAACACGCAAAAGCUACGCGACGUGUUGGACACGAACGUGAUGGGGUUGGUGUUGGGCAGUCGAGAGGCAUAUCAAUCCAUGAAGAAACGCUCGGUUGAUGGUCACAUUGUGCACAUUAACAGCGUUGCUGGUCAUAAAGUUCUUGACUAUCCCAAGUUGAAUAUCUAUUGUGCCUCGAAGCACGCAGUUACAGCUAUCACAGAAACGAUGAGGAAUGAAUUGAGGAACGCCGGUACCAAGAUCAAGGUCACGAGCAUCAGUCCAGGAGGUGUUCGUACCGAAAUCGGCGGCGAUGCGGAAAUCCCGGCGGAAUGGCCCAUUCUAGAAGCUGAGGACAUUUCGGAGGCAGUUCUUUAUGUGCUUGGAACCCCUCCACGAGUGCAAGUUCAUGAAUUGCUUAUCAAACCGGUUGGCGAAGUAUUCUGAGUCGCUUCUGAUUUCUGCUAUAAAUAAUUGUAAUUAAUAUAACGAUUCCAAAUAAAUAUAAAAAUUGAAACAUGAAAGUUAAUAAAAACAUA
Messenger RNA from Armigeres subalbatus, 901 nucleotides. RefSeq names its product farnesol dehydrogenase-like. Bases 72 to 809 code for a protein of 245 amino acids. The record is from RefSeq and is a predicted model, not a curated record. NCBI's taxonomy places the organism in Eukaryota, Metazoa, Arthropoda, Insecta, Diptera, Culicidae. The transcript is spliced from 2 exons. Gene Ontology annotation, molecular function: oxidoreductase activity.